This is a messenger RNA of Nematolebias whitei (Rio pearlfish), 2210 nucleotides long. It is a transcript of the gene ranbp10, whose product is annotated as RAN binding protein 10. NCBI's taxonomy places the organism in Eukaryota, Metazoa, Chordata, Actinopteri, Cyprinodontiformes, Rivulidae. Gene Ontology annotation, molecular function: protein binding. Gene Ontology annotation, cellular component: cytoplasm. The transcript is spliced from 15 exons. Gene Ontology annotation, biological process: cytoskeleton organization; cell surface receptor signaling pathway. The coding region runs from base 152 to 2011 and encodes 619 amino acids. The record is from RefSeq and is a predicted model, not a curated record.
UGCUUCUCCGGGAUGUCACACCGCUGCUAUUUUCUCUCCACAGUCUCGCUCACUCCCUCAACCCACAGCUCCAGCGGACUGACACCGGACUCUGAGUCGAAACAAACCAACAACAACAAUAAGACACGACCCAAAAGGCCCGGAAAAUAAAAUGGCAGAGCUCGGUUCGGGAAGCCUGCCGUUGAUAGGAGAUCCAGCUUUCAACUACCAGCAGGACUCGGAGCAGGAACUGAGCGAAAGGCUGAAGCGGCUGUACCCGGCUGUGAACGAGGAAGAGACCCCGUUACCCCGGUCCUGGAGCCCCAAGGAUAAAUACAGCUACAUCGGGCUGUCACAGAACAACCUGCGGGUCCAUUACAAAGGCCAUGGAAAGAACCACAAAGAUGCAGCAUCAGUGCGAGCCACACACCCAAUCCCCGCCGCCUGUGGGAUCUACUACUUCGAGGUGAAGAUUGUCAGCAAAGGUCGAGAUGGGUACAUGGGCAUCGGCCUGUCUGCACAUGGAGUCAACAUGAACAGGCUGCCCGGAUGGGACAAACACUCAUACGGUUACCACGGAGACGACGGUCACUCCUUCUGCUCUUCUGGGACCGGCCAACCGUACGGUCCGACGUUCACCACGGGCGACGUGAUUGGCUGCUGCGUAAACCUCAUCAACAACACCUGCUUCUACACAAAAAACGGCAUCAGUUUAGGUGUUGCCUUCACUGACCUCCCUCCCAACCUCUACCCCACUGUGGGGCUCCAGACGCCUGGUGAGAUUGUCGACGCCAACUUUGGCCAGCAGCCGUUUGUCUUCGACAUUGAGGAUUACAUGAGCCAGUGGCGGGCAAAGAUCCACGGGAUGAUCGCAAGCUUCCCGAUAGGCGAGCGUGUCGGGGAGUGGCAGGCCGUCCUGCAGAAUAUGGUGUCCAGCUACCUGGUGCAUCAUGGGUACUGCGCCACGGCGACAGCAUUCGCCAGAGCCACGGAGACCGUUAUCCAAGAGGACCAGACGUCAAUAAAAAACAGACAAAGAAUACAGAAGCUGGUUCUGGCAGGACGGGUCGGUGAAGCCAUAGACGCCACUCAGCAGUUCUACCCCGCCCUGUUAGAACGCAACCCCAACCUUCUAUUCAUGUUGAAGUGUCGACAGUUUGUGGAGAUGGUGAACGGAACGGACAGCGAGGUCCACUGCCUCACCGUCCGCUCCCCGAAGUCCCAGGACAGUUACCCCGGGUCGCCCAGCCUCAGUCCCCGACACGCAGUCAGCAACACACGCCUGCACAGUGGAGGAGCAGACAGUCCCACCUGCAGUAACAGUGUGAGUCUGUCCAACAAGUCCAAGAACCACAGCAGCAGCAUGAAGUACCCGAGCGCCUCCUCCUCCUCCGCCUGCUCCUCCUCCUCUUCCUCUCCUUCCUCCAUAAACUACUCAGAGUCCAACUUCUCAGACUCCACCAAGAGCCAGCCACACAGCACCAACAGCACCCAGGAGACAAGCGACAGCGAGAUGGAGAUCGAAGCGGAGCACUACACCAACGGCGUCGUGGAAGGCUCGACGACACGGAUCAUGAACGGCACGUACAAACACGAAGAAAUCCUUCAGCCGGACGACAACAGCAUCUGCAACGGGGUCACAGAUGAGGGUCGCAGCAGCAAACAGCUCUGCGGGGGGAACCAGGCGGCCACGGAGAGGAUAAUCCAGUUCGGACGGGAGCUGCAGGUGCUCAGUGAGCAGCUGUGCCGCGAGUUCGGCACCAACUCCACACACAAGAAGAUGUUACAGGAUGCUUUCAGCCUGCUGGCGUACUCGGACCCGUGGAACUGCCCGGUGGGCCAGCAGUUGGACCCCACGCAGAGAGAAUCACUCUGCUCUGCACUCAACAGCGCCAUACUGGAGUCCCAGAACCUGCCCAAACAGCCGCCGCUGAUGCUGGCGCUUGGCCAGGCCACCGAGUGCGUUCAGCUCAUGGGUCGGGUCCGCUCCGGGUCCUGCUCCUUCGCUAGAGUUGACUACUUUUUGCGCUAGCCCUCGUUCAGGUUAACGCUGAGCAUCUUGACGGGGAGGCGUGGCCAGCUGGCUUUUGUCAUGGCGGUGGCGAGGAGCGAGCAUGCAUCUUAUUGGCCGUUGCACCGACAGAGGAGCAGAGAAGGGAGGAAGGCUUCCUAUUUAAUUUUAGUAUUAUCAAAUAAAGAAAUGUGUGACACUAUUUAAAGAUUAUAUUAUU